Physella acuta is the source of this 3492-nucleotide messenger RNA. RefSeq lists its product as uncharacterized. Lineage: Eukaryota; Metazoa; Mollusca; Gastropoda; Physidae. The record is from RefSeq and is a predicted model, not a curated record.
AGAAACAUAGUUACUUGCUAUAGAGAAGAUAAAUCAUUACAUUUUCUAAAUUUAAAAAAAAAAAGACAGAAACCCGUGUGAUAUCUGUUCCUUGUCAUUACUACAUCACAAGUGGGGGAAAAAUCAUUAAUACUUUUCAGUCUAUUUAAAGUUACCUUGUGAAUCUGUUUAACAGAGUUAUUAACAUUCGAAAAAAAAUUGAAAUUAAAAUAAUAAAACAUCGAAACUAUAAACCAUCCUUUGUCGAACAAUGUCGAUCCGGGGCCUUCUCUCGGUCUGUUGCCUUCUAGUCACCUACCACCAACACGAGUGUCGCAGUCUCAACAACAGCAGGGAGCCGCAGGAGCUCGUAAGUCUGCGGUCCGUCCUUAGCCUGCCGGUAAACGUGCACCCCAGGGAGCAGGGGGAGACAGCGUCAGGUGCCAACAUUUCGCAGCCCGACACUCCCGUGACAACAUUAGUGGACACUGACUUGGAGGCUACUGACCUACAUCCCGCAACGGACAGGCCAUCAGGAAGCCCCAACUGCACAUUAAAAGGCUCGGAGCGACAAUAUCUUCUGUGUAUGAGAAACAAACAUUUAUCAACAUCGUCAGACCUUGGAAGUGUCAACAACGAAGUCAAUUUAGUAAGACUGGAGCAGCAGAGGAAAGAUGAUUUACAACGAGAACUUCAACACAACCUACAGUUUACAACCCCUAACAUCGAUCCCGACAAAUUGCGUGAACUCAUACAAGUUUUCAACAACCUACAUCCGACUCUCAGAAGCGACAAGCCACAUAGCAGAAUCUGCUACCUGCCAGCAUGUGACGCUCACCUUGAAGGUUGCACCAACGCCACCCUCCCAAGCUUAAGGCUACACUACAACCUCCCUAGGCUAGACAAAAGGGAGAGCGAUGACGACAUUCUUGAGGCCAAAUUGAAACUCUUUGUCAAGCCAAAAUCAGGCUGCCCUUGCCCUAACGAUGAGUUCGGUGAGGACGUCGCAUUGGUUACAGUAUACCAGUACAUUCGUCAUAUAAGCAAACGAAAUCAAACAAAAGACCAGAGAAUACUGGACGCGGUGCUGGUACCAGCACAAGGAAACCUGUGGGUCAGUCUGGACAUCAAGCGGGCGGCCAGCACCUGGAUGACGAAGCCAAGAAAGAACUACGGGUUAGAGGUCAUGGUGCAAGACGCGCAUGGAGUGUUCAUGGACCCCAACAACUUCUUUGUCUUGCCAGAGUGUCCCUCCCCACAAGUACGCACGUGCAGGGACGACAGCGGCGAAGUUGUAGAGAAAAAAAAUUGGACUCACCAGAACACGCGGGAGGAUGUGGUCAGGGAGAACAAGCCGUACGUUGACGUCAUUACGACCAACAAAAAGAUGGAGAGGGAGCUGGAGAGGAAACACAGGAAGCUCUUGAAGUCCCACACACGGCCUUAUCAUGGCCGCCGCAUCCCAAGUCCGGUUGAUUGACAGACAUUGAAAUGGCCUCCUUCUGUUCAUCAGUUUGAAAGGUUUAGUUCUUUGCUUACACGCUUACCACUGGUGAAAGGAAUCCAUGAAUCUCAUCCGUAGUUAAGUCAAGUAAAAUGAUGUAGGCCUAGAAAUAAAUAGGCUCACAUCCGUGUAUAAGUGUAUGUAUGUUGACGCGUGCUGGAAGAUAUUUUUUAAAACCAUUUGCAGAUCUAUCAUUAUUGUAUUUAUUUAUUAUCAUUUUAAGUAUUAUUAAUGCUGUUAUAUUUGAAAUUGUUCAUAAUCACUUUACUUCUGGAAUUAUUUUUUUUUAAAUGGGGCUGGCGAGUGGAAAUCACAGGUUUAAAAUGGACGACGCCAAUUAAACACCCACGUAGUCUCCCUUACUUGAGUUAAUGAUUGCUCAGUUCUAAUUACACCGUCGGGAAAGGGGAGGGAAUAAAAAGUGAAAGAAGAACCGUCCAGAUCAAUUUUCAGACAGAGGACCAAAACUCAUUUUUCGUGACUCACUAUGUUAAAAGGCGGCUGGAAGUAGUGGACAUAAAUAGAGCUAUGGGCAGAUAAUAACCACCUUGUCUGGGGCAAAAAAAAAAAAAAAAAAACGAGCCAAAAUAAAAUUGGCUUUUAAGAUAUGUACUUUUUUUUCCCUUGGUGGCAAAUUUUAGCUGUUACUUGUUUCUCUUAGGAGUCUAGAAAUAGCGUGGAGCUACCGAGUAUUAUUAAAUACACUUUUUUUUUAAAGUGUUGUAUUGUAUAGACAUUAGGACCAGAGGUUACUAGGUACAUACAAAGAAAAAAGUUCUAUGUUUUAAGUUGUUCCUAGAACCUUAAGAGAUUAAAGCUUGGAGUGGGAAAAAAGUAAUUGACGUGGGUAGUAAAAAGAAAAGGAACAAACAAUUCCAUAAUUAAAAUUGAUGGCUAAAGAGUAUUUUUAGUACUUUGAAUGAAGAGAAAUCUGUUUUAUCUUAUGCCCUAGGGCUGUAAUAUCUCGAAAGGUCUAACAAGUCAUAUUGAAUUAUUAUAGUUGUCUGAUCCCAGAUAGAUUUGUUUCUUCCCAUUAACAUGUGUGUAGGGUUUAUAUUUUUAAAGUUAAGUCAUUCGUCAGGGGCGGGUUAAGCUUCAUACAGGCCGCUGACAUUUAGCUUUAGACAGGCCUGGCAUUUAGCUUGAGACAAACCUGACAUUUAGCUUUAGACAGGCCUGGCAUUUAGCUUGAGACAAACCUGACAUUUAGCUUGAGACAGGCCUGACAUUUAGCUUGAGAUAGGCCUCUGACAUUUAGUUUGAUACAGGCCUGACAUUUAGCUUGAGACAGGCUGCUAACAUUUAGCCAGAGACAGGCCUGACAUUUAGCUUAACACAGGCCACUGACAUUUAGCUUGAGCUAGGCCUCUGAGAUAUAGCCUGUAAACUACCAGGGAUCUGCAACUCAAUAGAUACAAUAUGUUUAGCUUGACUUAUUACAUUUUAUAAAGUAUACCCUUAAAUGGCCUUGAAAAUUGUGUUUUAUAAUCAACUUGAUCCAUUCCAUGUUUGCUAAUGUUGUUAACUGUACAUAAGGGAACUGUUUGAUUUUAUUUUUUUGGGAAUUCUAAGCUUUUUUCUGACUUAAUUGACAAAAACAUUUUUUUUUACUAACGCAAUUUCAUGACAAAUGAAUUUAAAUUGAUGAUUGUACACCUCAAAUGAAAUUUUAAAUUUCUAAACAAUUGUGCUGUUUUAAGUGUAUUACUUAUCCAACUUUUUAAAAAGUGAAUUCAUCAUUUGGAUAAGUAGUUGUUCUUUUUUUUUUUCUCUAUCUAAACAAAUAUGGCACUGCAUUUACUAAAUGAAAAUUAUUACAAUUAAAUUGUACAUAAAAGAAAAAUAAUGAAAUUAUUAUUUAUCAAUGAUGUAAAAUAAAACUAAUGAUACCAUAUUUUAUUGAUUAAGUAUAAUGUAAAAAAGUUUAUACUUUUCAAUCAUGUAUUUACGCAAAUGCAGCUUAUUUGUAUUUUAUUUGCCAUUGAAUUCUAUUUUAUAUUUGAUGAAAU